This is a messenger RNA of Cynoglossus semilaevis (tongue sole), 2363 nucleotides long. It is a transcript of the gene rnf168, whose product is annotated as ring finger protein 168. NCBI's taxonomy places the organism in Eukaryota, Metazoa, Chordata, Actinopteri, Pleuronectiformes, Cynoglossidae. Gene Ontology annotation, biological process: double-strand break repair. The record is from RefSeq and is a predicted model, not a curated record. The transcript is spliced from 9 exons. Gene Ontology annotation, cellular component: nucleus; site of double-strand break. Bases 303 to 1529 code for a protein of 408 amino acids. Gene Ontology annotation, molecular function: nucleosome binding; ubiquitin-protein transferase activity.
UUGACCACAGCAACUCGCAGUAUGUGGCGGGUGUAUGUAGCAACCGGAGGUGGUUUCCUACGUGCUUUAAGCGGGUCUGUCCCGGACGUUUUGUUACCGCGGUGCUACGUAGUGUAACGGUAAAAUUAUUCGCCUGGUGUGACCUGCUCUGCGGUUUGUUGUACAUAAGGGCCUCACAUGGUGCGACAGUUGGCGUAUCAACGGUACGCUAACACGAAGCUAACGUAAUAGCUUGAGCUAAAGUUACACUGGUCGGUGAAAGGAAGGUUCUGACACAUUUAGAUUUUUUCUUCAUUUUUGACAUGAAAAUGACAACGGCGAGGAGAAUUACUACAGUGUCCCAUGAACGUCCUCUGGAUCUAGAAGAUUGUCGCUGCCCAGUCUGUCUGGAAAUCUUCUUGGAGCCAGUUACACUUCCCUGUACACACACUUUUUGCAAGGACUGCUUCCUGGAGUCUGUGGAUAAAGCAGCUUUGUCUUGUCCUUUGUGUCGACGGCGAGUGUCCACGUGGGUGCGUGCAAACAGUAGGAACAACACACUAGUCAACGAGCAGCUUUGGCAGAGGAUCCAGAUCAGUUUCCCUCAGCAAUGUGAACGUCGACGUGUGGGCCAGGCACCUGAGGACGAAUUUGGAGUGUUGGUGAGUCUUCCCACAGUCAGUCAACCUGGAGAGCUCCAGCGAGAAUAUCAGGACCAGAUCACCAAGCUGACUGAGGAGAAGCGAGCACUGGACGAGGAGGAAAGGAAAGCAAGCGAGUCGUUCAUCCAGAAACUGCUAGAGGAGGAGGAGGAGAAGCUAAGGGAGGAGGAAAGGAGGCGAGAGGAGGAUGAAAGACUGGCAAAGCAGCUCAGCAGUCAGCUGAACCCCCCUGUGGUCUCACCACAUUCAAAUGGCAUCUCCCCGAUACCCAAGAAGAAGGAGGUCACAUCUGGACAAAUAGAAAGGUUCUUCUCUCCCCGUCAAACUAAACAAUCUUCAAUCUGUAGCCCUAUUUCCACCAACAUCUCCAACAAAGAGAACAUCAUCGUUUCUAACCUGGACCUUGACGAGACCUCAACCAGUAGAACAGAGACUUUGCAGAGAAAUCAGACUCCAAAGAGGAGGACUUCAGAGCGGGAGGAACCAGAUGACGCUGUGGAGGUGGUGUCCAAAAGAGGCUGCUACUCCUCCUUCCCGGAGGGUCCAGUGUUGUCCUCAACAGCUGAGCAUGAGUGGGAGGCGGAGACUCUGAGAAGACAACAGCAGGAGAAGGAAGAUCUGCGCCUGGCGCUCCUCCUGCAGAAGGAAUUGGACCAGGAGGAGAAGCGCCGAAUCAGUGACCGGAGCAAAGGCUCCCCUGACGCCUACCUGCUCCGCCAGAAUCAAGCUGCAGGAAGAGAGUCUCGUAGUAAGACCCCGAACAAAGUCAGACGGAAAAAUUCAAACAGUUCCUCCUCUGGCUCCUCCUCUUCCUCUGACUCUUCCUCAUCUUCUUCUGGCAGAGGCAAUAAACAGACUACUCUGACAGAGAUGUUCUCCAGCAGAUGAAGUUUGAGAUUAGACCUUUGUACUGCAUCUCUGUGUGUCAGUAAGAACAGAUUUGCAGUAUUAUGUCAAAAUAGUUUAGUUCUUGUAGUGAGAAGAUUAGGAAAAACUCUGUAAGAACACUAGUUCCGUCUGAACCAACCCCCGAAGUGCAACUUAAACCCUGAUGUAGCUGCAGCAAACAUGAUGUCCUUCUUUAGUUUUGUUUGUAGUUAAAACUCUAGGGGUUAGUAAUGAUGGAUCUGUUAAUCAGCUUUUUCAAUUUUCUUAAUUAAAAAAAAGAAUUACUAUAAAGUUAGUUUCUGAAGUGAAAUUCUAAAAGACAGGAAAAAGAAAUGUCAGUGUAUUUGUGUACAAAGGAUUGUGGGUAUAUUGAUUAUUCUGAGGAUCCACAGUCUACAUUCAUGCAUCCUUUUAAAUCAUUUAUUUUGAUUUUUAGAUAGGUCUCUGAGGCGGUCAGUCGCACUUCCUGUGACAUGCAGAAUGAUGUAACUCACAUGCCAUGGUACGUCAGUGUGGAUCCCACAGAAGAAGAAGCAGCGGUUCUACUGGUCUCAUGGUCAUGGGAUUCUCAUGUCUCAGUCUGAUGACUGGACACAGUCACAACCGGAAACGUAUCAAAGGAUUGAAGUGACACAUUUGGAUACGUGUUGUUGUGAGAAAUGUUUGUGUUUUGAAUGAUUGAAAUAUUGUAGUAUAAUUUACAUCUACAUUUGUUGUGGCCUUUACAUCUGCAUCAUUUUCAGUUAAAGUGGAACAAUUUUAAAAGGACCUUGAGCCGGUAGUUUGUUCCAAACAUCUUUAAGAAAUAAACACUGACAUUCUGUCCGUUUCAUA